AUGCUGCAUCUGAAAGUCCAGUUUCUGGAUGACUCCCAGAAGAUCUUUGUAGUUGAUCAAAAAUCCUGUGGAAAAGGGCUGUUCAACCUCACCUGCAGCCACCUCAAUCUUGUGGAGAAGGAGUAUUUUGGGCUGGAGUUUCGCAGCCAAGCUGGGAACCACGUCUGGUUGGAAGCACUAAAACCCAUAACAAAGCAAAUCAAAAAUCCUAAGGAGGUUCUUUUCAAAUUUAUGGUGAAAUUUUUCCCAGUGGACCCCGGCCAUCUGAGAGAAGAGCUGACCAGGUACCUCUUCACCCUCCAGAUCAAGAAGGACCUGGCACUGGGGCAGCUGCCCUGCAGUGACAAGAGCGCGGCACUGCUCGUCUCCCACCUGCUGCAGUCUGAGCUGGGUGACUUCCACGAGGAGAUGGACCAGCAGCAUCUGGAGACUCAUAGGUACCUGCCCAACCAGGAGUACCUGGACAACAAGAUCAUGCACUACCACCGAAAACACAGUGGGAAGACUCCAGCUGAGUCAGACAUUCAGCUGCUGGAUGUGGCCAGGAAGCUGGAGAUGUAUGGGAUUCGCCCACACCCUGCCAGUGACGGUGAGGGGAUGCAGAUCAACCUGGCUGUGACCCACAUGGGGGUGCUGGUCCUGAGGGGCAAUACAAAGAUCAACACAUUUAACUGGUCCAAAAUUCGCAAACUGAGUUUCAAGAGGAAACAUUUUCUCAUCAAGCUCCAUGCAAACAUCUCUGCACUGUGCAAGGACACUCUGGAAUUCACCAUGGCGAGUCGGGACACCUGCAAGGCAUUCUGGAAGACCUGUGUGGAGUACCAUGCCUUCUUCAGGCUCUCUGAAGAGCCCAAGUCAAGGCCCAAAGCCCUCCUGUGCAGCAAGGGCUCCAGUUUCCGCUACAGUGGGAGGACACAAAGGCAGCUGCUGGAACAUGGGAGGAAGGCAAAGAUGAAGAGUCUGCCCUUCGAGAGGAAGCACUACGCGUCCCGCUAUGACGAGAGGCAGUGCCGCUCCUCACCAGACCUCCUGACAGAUGUCUCCAAGCAGGUGGAGGAGCUGCGCCUGGCUUACGGGACCCGGGGCUCCUACCAUGCGAAUGGGGUGCACGCCUCCGAGCCCACACUGGGCAGCCGGCGCCGGAGCUCUGCUGUGGAUGUGAUGUUCGCUGCCGAGAUGGAGCGUUCCAAGCCCGAAACACCGCCUGCCUUCCUGCCCCACUCCAAAAGCUCCUCUGCCUUUCCCCUGCUCUAUACAGAGCUGGAGCUGCAGCGAGCCUGGGAGCCUGCCAACCUCUUCAGUGCCAGGAACCCCUUGACGUCCUUUCGGCCCUACCACCAGUUCACAGGGAACAAUAAGAGCACCUCGGUGGGCAACAUGCGGGAGGUGAGCAGCCGGCCACUGGUCUAUACAGAUGUCCCAUGUCCCCCGUCCACAGCUGCCCUGGCCCCGCAGCUCCUCUUCUACCUGGACAGACCCCCGCAGCACCCAUACCAUGGGCUAGUGCCCAGUGAGGACACGGUUGGUGGGUGCAGCCCUACGGCUGCAAAACCCCCCAGCCGGAGCCCAAGCGGGACGCAGGUUGGGGAGUUCCAUCCUGAGGCAGCGUGCACGGCAGCUGGCACCAGCCCGGCUCUGCUAGGGGACAGCAGCUCCUUGGAUUACAGCCUGCAGGAGCAGCCUCCCAAGCGGUCUUGGAGCCAGUCAGACAUGAAAACCAUCCACUUCCCCUUCAGCUCGGAGUUCAGACCCCUGGGGCCAUGCCCUGCGCUCAGCAGCCGACGAGCAGGAGUCUUUUGGCAGAUGCCAACCCAGCAGGGCCUGGCGCUGGGGCCGCGGCGAGCAGCCGAGCGCUACGUGGGCAGCAGCACCGAGUCCAGCGACUCCGACUCCGACCUCCUGAGUGCCGACUACUGCUCCCUGUAUGGCCGAGUGCUGCGGUCACCUAUGGCCCGGGUGCGGCUGUCCUCUGGCAGCCUCCAGCUGGAUGAGGAGGAUGAGGAGGUGUCCUUUGCCGCUGAAGAGAGGACUUCCAGGGGGACCUCCAGGUAUUUCACCUAG
Calypte anna (Anna's hummingbird) is the source of this 2061-nucleotide messenger RNA. RefSeq names its product FERM domain containing 7 (gene FRMD7). Gene Ontology annotation, molecular function: guanyl-nucleotide exchange factor activity; cytoskeletal protein binding. Gene Ontology annotation, cellular component: cytoskeleton. The coding region runs from base 1 to 2061 and encodes 686 amino acids. NCBI's taxonomy places the organism in Eukaryota, Metazoa, Chordata, Aves, Apodiformes, Trochilidae. The transcript has 12 exons. The record is from RefSeq and is a predicted model, not a curated record.